AUGAAUAGAGUAGUUAACUAAGAUAUGGAUUACAUAAAUUCUAAAUAUAUUAAGUUUACAUUAAAAAUUAUUAUUAUUAUUAUAAUAAAGACUAUUUUUGGUUUAUUUAAGAUAAAUAUCAAAUAAUUAAAUUAAGUAUGGAUAAGAAGAUUAAGCUAAAAAGGGGAAUAUUUCCAAAAUUAGACAAAAAAGAAUCUUUAUCUGAUUUUAUAGCACAAGAAGACUUGUCAGAUUUAGCAUAAGAUAAAGAAGAUCCAUAGCAAGCUUUACAGUCAUCAUCUGUCCAAGUAUUAGGAGGUCUUGAGCUUCCGCAAGAAGCAGAGGAAGCUACGCAGGCAGUUAAGUCAGCAUUAGCAUAUAUAGCAGGGAUAGAAUUAAUAGUUUUUCCUGGACAAGAUCUACAAAAUUAAUCAGAAGCCCCUUCUAAUCCUGAAUCUGUAGAAUUUGGGCAUGUUUAGAUAGCACAUACAUCUUAUGAAAUCUGCUCCCAACUUAAACCUUAUGGCUAAGUUGGAGGUUUAGGACAUCUUAGAGUACACGUGUAAAAGUAUUCAGAUUCACAUGUAAUUUAGUUACCUUUAGCAGCGAUGUAGGCUACUAAAAGCAAAAAAAUCAAUAAUUUUAAAGUCAUAUUUUGCUUUUAAUUGGUUGAAUUUAUUAAAGGUUUUUAUAUUGUGA
Molecule: messenger RNA, 678 nt
Organism: Tetrahymena thermophila SB210
Lineage: Eukaryota; Ciliophora; Oligohymenophorea; Hymenostomatida; Tetrahymenidae
Product: transmembrane protein, putative
Exons: 2
Source: RefSeq, a predicted model, not a curated record